Messenger RNA from Cloeon dipterum, 1699 nucleotides. RefSeq names its product dynein axonemal assembly factor 4-like. Bases 523 to 1239 code for a protein of 238 amino acids. The transcript has 5 exons. Gene Ontology annotation, molecular function: protein binding. Gene Ontology annotation, biological process: outer dynein arm assembly; cilium movement; inner dynein arm assembly. The record is from RefSeq and is a predicted model, not a curated record. NCBI's taxonomy places the organism in Eukaryota, Metazoa, Arthropoda, Insecta, Ephemeroptera, Baetidae.
AAUUUGUUUGUCUGCGAUUCUUGUCUUAUUCGCUUUGUUGACGCGAAAUGCCGAUCACUUUGAAGGACUUUUCGUGGCACCAGAACUCCACUUCGGUGCUUUUGAAGGUCAACACCAGCAAUGUUCGUCCAUCGAGUAAAAACUGUUCCGUCACAAUUACUUCUAAGUAUCUGAAGCUUAGCUUGCCACCCUACAUUUUCGAGCUUUUUCUUGCUGAGCAAACAAACUUUGGUGAUGCAAAGGUGACCUUUGGCAACAAUCAUGUUUCGCUCUCCCUGCCCAAGUUGGAGUUGGGCAAGGAAUGGCAGGUGAUUGAAAAUGCCGACCUCACCAAGGAGCAAAAGCAACAACUGAGACGGGAUGCUGAAGAAGAGCAACUAGAGUGGCAUAAAAAGCGAGAAUCUGAAAUUCAAGGCAAGUAAUUCAAUCUUUAAAAAAGUGUUACAAUAAGUCUAAAACUGGGGUUUCGUAGAGAAAAAUAAUAAAUUGUGCAAGAAAAAUGUGGAUGAGCAACUGAAGCAGAUGGAAGAAAACAGGCAGAGAGUUGAGAGGGUAAAAAAGGAGAUCGUGAAGCAGGCGUUGGAGGACACUCUACACUGGAAGCAGACUCUUCCAGACGAGAAUGAGAAUAAAAAGACGCAAGGAGAUGUAGUGAAGCCAGAAGGAAAAAGUAGUGGAGUCACUAUCCAAGAAAUCAAAGACGACGAAGAAAUAGAAGAUCCAGAAGAACCAUUAGAAUUGUCAGUCUCUUUUACUCCUAGAAUUUUUCCAACACCUAAAAGAGAAUCACACGAACCAAUGGAGCAAAAAUGGAUGCAUGAGAGGAAGGAAGCCAUGAAACUGGCAGGUGUGUCUCCAGAAAUGGCCGACAAUUCUGAGCCAGGAUGGAUGUACGAAAAAGCGAGAGAGCUGGUGGAAAGUGGCAAUUACCAAGGGGCUGCCGCGGUGGCUAGCCACGCGCUGUCCACGCGGCCCUGGCACGGAGGGCUUCGAUUAGUGCUGGCCGCGGCCUACCUGCAUCUCGGCCACUGGUAUCAGGCAAUCGAGUGCUGCUCUCGGGCACUGGAGAACACGACGCUUGAAAAUGACAUGCGGGCCAAACUUGUGGCACUCCGCGGAGUGGCUCUGCGCAGGAGCGGCAGACGAAAGGAGGGCGCAAUGGAAAUCAAGCUGAGCCUUCCUCAAUUUACAAUGGAUUCGCUAUUAGCCACAUUUACCGGCGAAUUAACAAACAAUUAAAUUUAAAACGUUUGACACAGCACAAAUUAAUGUUGCAGAUUCACGCAGGAAUGAAAAUUGAUAGAGGAGCCGAAUUGUUCUGGCGCCGUUCACAAUUUUUUAAACUUGAUUAAAUUUUAUAGUGCUUAAUGGCCCAAAGGGCCGGAAGAUUUUUUCUCCUGCACUUUUUAAUUUUUAACCCUUUUUACCGGCGGCUGGUGCAGCUUGCAAUUAUAGCCAGAUUCGCGGCAGCUAGCGGCUGUCCACGUGACCCACAAUUUGCCAGCUAGCGCGGCUGGCUGAGACUUCUAAAAAUUGAUAAUUUAACAUGAAUACAUUUACGACACUUACACUCCAAAAUAAAUAGGAUGGGGUGCAUGUAAAAUAAAAUGUGUUUUUGUGUGUCAAAAUGAUCGGUUUAUGGAUAUGGACACAAAUCAAAUUAGGGUAAAGGAAUGGUUGGUAAUCGAAGAGAAAACUU